GCGUUAAUUACACGUGCUCAAAUACACCUCCGGCGUGCCAUAUGUGGUGCAGGUGUGGCCAGAUAAGGGUGGUGAGGUGGAGGCCAGUUUGCGAACCGGAUCGACCGCGCCUUUCCCAUAAUGCAUCAGGAGCCGCAGCUACAUAAUAUGGCGGAUACUCUUGAAAGCGAGUUGGGUAAUUUGAGUGAUAUCGGUCAGUCAGCAGAGCAGCAAGCAGAGCUGCUGUUGACCUUCAAAAAUGGUGGCUUUUCUUCAUCGUCGUCCUCUUCAUCUUCCUCGGCCUUCUCCCAGCCACAGGAAACACAGCAGGAUUUCUCUCCUCUAUCUGCUCUUGGGUUGCAUCGAGUUGGGGAAGAUCGACCAUCCCCCUCCAAAGAACCCAGUAUCCAGCUAAAUCGCAGAGGCAUGCCUGCUCGUACGAGAAAGAAGAACCGCCUGUAUUUUGACGAUGACUUGGUGAGUUCCCCAACACAAAUGAAGUCUCCAAAGAAGACUCCUCGUGGCACACCGAAAAAACAGCCUAACCCUCAGCCGCUUCCACCAGUUAAGAUGAGUGAGAGCGUGAGUGGGAUCCAGUACACUCCAGUCAUAGCCACGGAACCUCAAGCCAUCACGACUCCUGACAAAAAGGUGGCUCAGCAGAACGGGGUUAGACUCCGAAACUUUCUUAAACUUCCUCAAGCCCAUAAAUGGGUUUAUUUUGAGUGGUUUUAUUCUAACAUUGACAAACCGUUGUUUGGAGGGGAGAAUGACUUUCAGGUCGUAUUAAAAGAAGCAUUUCCGGAACUUCGAACUCGCAAACUAACACGGCGACAAUGGGGAAUGAUUCGCCGUAUGAUGGGUAAACCUCGACGCUGUUCACAGGCAUUUUUCCAAGAAGAGUGUCAAUCUCUGGACAAGAAGCGUCAUGUGUUGAGAUUGUUACAACAGAGAAAGAUCACAGACAUUACGUCUUUGAAAGACUUUCCCUUACCCAGUCAAAUUCCUAUGCAACUGGUCAUUGGCACUAAGGUAACAGCUCGAAUAAGAAAGCCCGAGAAUGGAUUAUAUACGGGCGUAAUUGAUGCAGUCGACACAUCAGACAACACGUACAGGAUAACAUUUGACCGACAUGGCAUCGGUACACAUUCCAUCCCCGACUAUGAGGUUCUGUCAAGUGAGAUUGCGGAAAUCAUGCCUCUAUCAAGUUUCUCUCAGAAGUUCCGUCCGCGGCCGCCAAUGGGGAUGGUCACUCCUCCUCGGCCACUGUUACCCAAGCAGGAACCUGGAAGUGUGGGAGCUGACAGUCCAGCACUCUCACUGACAAAUGAUCCUAUUUUAGCUCAGUCGCCCCUCAAAUCGUCUAAACUCUCAAUGGACGACACUCUUGGCGAAUUCCCUGUUAAAUGUCUUGUGCAAGUUGUAAAACUUUCAAAAAUUCUCAGAGCAAAACGUGAAAAAAUAGCCACUUUACGUGACAUGAACGGUCAGGCAGAGAAGCAACGAAGUUAUGGCCAAGAACUAAAUGUAGACUUUCAGCGUAGAUAUGCCGGAUUAGUUCUAGAAAUUGAGAAGCUAAAUCGUGACCUGAAUCAGCAUCUUCUGGCAGUUCAGGAAUUUUGCCAAAACAUUGCCCCUGAGCAGUCAGGACCUACGCUGUUACCGGGUCAAAUACGAGAGCGAUGCUACGAGGAAGCGGCAACUAUUGUAGAUGUAACUAACCACUCGAGUGGAUCUCCACAGGUGGCUAGCCCAGCCAUCCUUGAUCUUAUCACCAAGCUCACUUCGCUUAUGCUUCAAAUGAAGAACCUGGCAGAAACAGAAGUCAGUGCCUUUGAGCUAACAUCACUGCAGGAGACACUUAAUGAAAUCCGCAAUUCUUUAGACGAGUCAAACAGGGUGGCCUUUCAGAACAACAUUGAAGUCCAUCUAACUCACAUAAUGUCUGCCGUGUCGCAGAUGGGGACGCUUCAGGCCUUUAACAAUCACAAUGAAUUGUGACCUCCACAUUGGGAUGUAUCGUGGGCUUCAAGAAUUCUUAUCAGAGUAGAAAUUGAGUGUGGCCUUCUAUAUUAUCAAAAUUAGUAAAAAAAAAUGACAUUAUUUCACAUUGGGAUAAGUAGAGAGAGAGAGAGAGCAAUCUUGCAGUACAACUGGGCACUGGUUAUGUUUGAGUUGCUCUGCGUGAUUCAUCCUUUGGUCAGAUUUGUUUUGUCCACAAAGGUUUGGUGUAAAUAGUUGAAUUAGCUUCAUGGUCAUAAUCAUGUUACAUAUUUGUACAUAUGUAAAGAGAGUAUUACUAUUUUAAAAGUUAAA
This is a messenger RNA of Procambarus clarkii (red swamp crayfish), 2295 nucleotides long. RefSeq names its product protein lin-9 homolog. Gene Ontology annotation, biological process: regulation of transcription by RNA polymerase II; regulation of cell cycle; DNA-templated transcription. The record is from RefSeq and is a predicted model, not a curated record. Lineage: Eukaryota; Metazoa; Arthropoda; Malacostraca; Decapoda; Cambaridae. Gene Ontology annotation, molecular function: DNA binding. Gene Ontology annotation, cellular component: transcription repressor complex; nucleoplasm.